AUGACCAACCCACAAGACAAUCCUGGAACUCCUCCACAACCUACUCCCUCUGAUUCAUCUACCCCUCCUCCACCCAGUGCAUCUCCCAAACCAAGGCUGAGAAGGGUGAAAAUGCUUGCUCGGAAAACAGUAGUAAAAGGUAGAAGAGAGUGGCCAAAAGUCAGGGGAAGUGGUUCUGGUGAAGCUGCUAAAGGGUUAGUUCAUCUAACCACACAAAGAGAUGAACCUGGUUCAUCUACUGAAAAAACCCUAGCAGACCUACUGAAAAAGGUUGGUUCAAGCUACGAUCCAAGGAAACGAAGAACUCCCACACCAAAAGCCCCUAGUGUCCCUAAACCCUCCACAAAAAGAAAGCAUUCAUCCCCAACAACUACUGAAAUUGCAUUUCCAAAGGGAAGAGCUACAAGAAGCAGGGUGAAGCAGAGUGAGAGUGAUCUUCAAAAGGCUCUAGCUGAGAGUAAAAAGAAAAGGGUGGCUAAAGGAAAAGGGAAUGUUGCAGAGUCCUCAGAGGCUAUGGAGGUUGAGGAGAUGGAACAGGUCCAUCAUGAGGAAGUUCAAAUAGUGGAGGUUAAGACCCCCAAGCCUAAAAAGCCCAAGACUUCUUCUAAGAAGUCUUCCUCUAUGUCUAAGGCUGCUGAACAUUCAUUAGCCAAAAUGACAAGGUCUGUAGUGAAAAUUAAACAAGUGAAAAUUUCUAAAGAUGAGGAAUGGAGUGGAUAA
Nicotiana tabacum (common tobacco) is the source of this 720-nucleotide messenger RNA. The record is from RefSeq and is a predicted model, not a curated record. NCBI's taxonomy places the organism in Eukaryota, Viridiplantae, Streptophyta, Magnoliopsida, Solanales, Solanaceae.